Molecule: messenger RNA, 576 nt
Organism: Pseudomassariella vexata
Lineage: Eukaryota; Fungi; Ascomycota; Sordariomycetes; Amphisphaeriales; Pseudomassariaceae
Exons: 1
Coding region: 1-576 (191 amino acids)
Source: RefSeq, a predicted model, not a curated record
AUGACCAAUAUGAGGAGAAUUUCAAUUAGGGUCUUCUAUGAGCUCUCGGAGCUGAAUCCCAUAUCCCCACAAGUAGAGACUGAAAGUUCACCCGAGGAUGCAGUCUUCUCAGUCUGGGGGGAGUCUGGAUCCGAAUCCAAGUAUGCUUCUGGCGAAGAUAAUGACAUGCUCCAGUCGCCAUUCCCAACGCAGACGAUGGCCACCGGAGGCAAGAAAAAAUAUCGUCAGAAAAUUGUUGCCGAAAAUGCCAAGUCGAAGACGGAGAUCAACAUCCAGCAAGAUGAGGAGGCCACCGAGACGGCGGCAAACAGCGAAAGCAAGGACAAAGGCAUUCCUGAUACAGCCGCCAACACCGUCAAGAAUAAGAUGAAGAUAACCAAAGACGCCGUAGUCGCCGCAGCAAAACCUUAUACUGGUUCCUUAAUCGUCCCGUACAGAGCUUUCGCCGAUAAAACCGCCAACUCGCCAUGUCCUCUAGAAGACUCUUCGUCCUGUUUACCAUUCAUACAUCACGUAUUGGGGUCCUGGUCGAAGACCCCAUCAUCUGUGCAACUCAACAAUUUUUCUGUCUUCUGA